Messenger RNA from Stegodyphus dumicola, 864 nucleotides. RefSeq lists its product as uncharacterized. The record is from RefSeq and is a predicted model, not a curated record. NCBI's taxonomy places the organism in Eukaryota, Metazoa, Arthropoda, Arachnida, Araneae, Eresidae.
GAGUGGUGUAUGGAGAAAAGUUUGAUUGCAAUAUCGUAUAAGUGCCCAAUUUGUGGAACAAAUAUGAAACUAGUAGAGCGAAAAAACCGUAUAGACGGUUUUGAGUGGAUGUGCAGAGUUACUGGAGGCGAAUGUAGGCAUCGAAUUUCAAGGUCUGUUCGAAAGAACUCCUGGUUUGCGAAGAGUAAAUUGAGCAUGUGUGAUGUUUUGCGAGUUACCUAUAUGUGGUUGGGUAAGUGCGGGAAUGAUUUUAUACGAACGGAAUUACGUAUUGCUAAAAAUACGGUGACAGAUUGGAAAAGUUUUUGUAGGGAAGUAUGCAUGGAGUUAUGUUUGAAGGAGAAUGUGAUGUUGGGUGGGGAAGGCGUGAUUGUCGAAAUCGACGAAAGCAAGUUUGGCAAGCUAAAGUAUCAUAGAGGAAAAAGAGUCGAAGGAAGAUGGGUUUUUGGUUUGGUUGAGAGAGGGACAGAUAAAUGCGUCUUUAGAGUUGUUGAAAACAGAGGUGCCGAAACAUUGCUAGAAAUCAUUAAAGAGAAUGUUCUACCAGGAUCGAUUGUUAUAUCGGAUUGUUGGAAAGCGUACGACUGUCUCGAGUUCGAAGGAUAUGCGCACUUGAAAGUCAAUCAUAGCUUGCAGUUUAAAGAUCCAGAAACAGGUAGGCAUACCAAUAGUAUUGAGGGAACUUGGGCAGCAAUCAAAAGAAGUUUCCGUGGCUCUAGUAAGGCAAAAGGACAGUUUGAUUCCUAUCUUGCUGAAUACAUUUGGAGAAGGAAACACAAGAAAUCCGACGCCAGCCAAUUGAUGCAUAUAUUUCUGAGUGAGAUCACAGCCAUAUAUUCUGCAAAAGGAGAGGACAGAAGGUAA